Tripterygium wilfordii is the source of this 6840-nucleotide messenger RNA. RefSeq names its product DExH-box ATP-dependent RNA helicase DExH12-like. The record is from RefSeq and is a predicted model, not a curated record. The transcript is spliced from 4 exons. Gene Ontology annotation, cellular component: nucleus. Gene Ontology annotation, molecular function: ATP hydrolysis activity; nucleic acid binding; ATP binding. Bases 168 to 6704 code for a protein of 2178 amino acids. NCBI's taxonomy places the organism in Eukaryota, Viridiplantae, Streptophyta, Magnoliopsida, Celastrales, Celastraceae.
UCAAACUGCAUAAGGCGGUGGCACAGUACAUUGUUUGAAUCCCUUGAUAAUUCCCGAUCCUCAGCUCUUAUCCUCCGGAACAUGAUCCGUUGAGACUUGCGAGGAAGUCUUACUGAUACAAAAUCAACGUUUAGAGGGUUUGUUGAGAUUCAAUUUGAAAUACCAUAAUGGCGCAUCUGGGUGGUGGUGCGGAGGCACACGCCCGAUUCAAGCAGUACGAGUAUCGAGCCAACUCGAGUCUGGUCCUAACUACCGACUCUCGACCGCGAGACACCCAUGAGCCUACUGGGGAGCCGGAAUCUCUAUGGGGAAAGAUUGACCCGAAAUCGUUUGGUGACCGAGCUUACAGGGGCAGGCCUCCUGAGUUGGACGAGAAGCUAAGGAAAUCCAGGAAGAAGAAGGAGCGGGAUCCCCUUUCUGAGCAUGUUCCUAGCCGGCAGGGCAAGAGGCGGCGUCUGAGAGAGGAAAGUGUUCUUACUGCAACAGAGGAGGGGGUCUACCAGCCAAAGACCAAGGAGACCAGGGCUGCCUACGAGGCCUUGCUCAGUGUCAUUCAGCAGCAGUUGGGUGGGCAGCCUCUCAGUAUAGUUAGAGGUGCAGCUGAUGAGAUUUUGGCAGUUUUGAAGAAUGAGACCGUUAGGAACCCUGACAAGAAGAGGGAGAUUGAGAAGUUACUGAAUCCAAUCUCAAAUCCUGUGUUUGAUAACCUUGUUUCGCUUGGGAAGCUUAUUACUGAUUUCCAAGACGGAGGAGAUGCAGCAGGGCCAACUGCAGCGAAUGUUGAUGAGGCCCUCGAUGAUGACGUUGGUGUAGCUGUUGAGUUUGAUGAAGAGAAUGAAGAUGAGGAAGAGGACAGCGAUCUUGAUAUGGUGCCUGAGGACGAAGAGGAUGAUGAUGAUGUGCUGGAACCAAAUCGGUCUUCAGCUAUGCAAAUGGGUGGUGGCAUUGAUGAUGAUGACACACAGGAAGCAAGUGAGGGCAUGGGUCUUAAUGUUCAGGAUAUUGAUGCUUAUUGGCUUCAGAGGAAGAUCUCUCAAGCUUAUGAUCAGCAGAUUGAUCCCCAACAAUGUCAAAAGCUUGCAGAGGAGGUGCUUAAGAUAUUGGCGGAGGGAGAUGACAGGGAAGUUGAAACUAAUCUGUUGGUUCAUCUCCAGUUUGAUAAAUUUAACCUCAUCAAAUUUCUGUUGCGGAAUAGGUUGAAGAUUGUGUGGUGCACCCGGUUGGCAAGAGCAGAGGACCAGGAAGAGAGGAAGAAAAUCGAAGAGGAAAUGGUGGGUUUGGGUCCUGAUUUGGCUGCAAUUUUGGAGCAGCUGCAUGCCACUAGGGCCACUGCCAAGGAGCGGCAGAAAAACUUGGAGAAGAGUAUUAGAGAAGAGGCUCGGCGCUUGAAGGAUGAGAGUAGAGGAGAUGUGGACAUGGAUAGGAGAGGACUUGUUGAUAGAGAUGCAGAAGGUGGUUGGUUGAAAGGCCAGCGCCAGCUGCUUGAUCUUGAAAACCUGGCUUUUGAACAAGGUGGUCUUUUAAUGGCGAAUAAGAAGUGUGAUCUUCCAGCAGGAUCUUAUAGACAUCAUAGCAAGGGAUAUGAAGAAGUUCACGUGCCAGCAUUGAAGCCAAGAGUGGUUGAAGGCGAGAAGUUCAUAAGGAUCUCUGAAAUGCCAGACUGGGCACAACCUGCUUUCAGAGGAAUGACCCAGUUGAACAGGGUGCAGAGUAAAGUAUACGAAACUGCCCUUUUUAAAGCUGAUAAUGUUCUCCUUUGUGCCCCCACUGGGGCAGGGAAAACUAAUGUUGCAGUGCUUACUAUACUUCAGCAGAUUGCCUUGCAUAGAAAUCCGGAUGGUUCAUUUAACCAUGGUGAUUAUAAGAUUGUCUAUGUGGCGCCUAUGAAAGCUCUUGUUGCUGAAAUUGUUGGUAAUUUGUCAAAUCGAUUGCAAGAUUACGGGGUAACUGUGAGGGAGCUAAGUGGAGAUCAGUCAUUGACGCGGCAGCAAAUUGAAGAAACUCAGAUCAUUGUUACAACCCCUGAAAAGUGGGAUAUAAUUACUAGGAAGUCGGGGGAUCGCACGUACACUCAGCUUGUGAAACUUCUUAUUAUUGAUGAGAUUCAUCUUUUGCAUGAUAAUAGAGGUCCUGUGCUUGAAAGUAUAGUUGCCAGAACUGUUAGGCAAAUUGAAACCACAAAAGAGCAUAUUAGGUUGGUUGGAUUGUCAGCAACCCUUCCCAACUAUGAGGAUGUGGCAUUGUUUUUGCGGGUUGAUCUGGAGAAAGGCUUAUUUCAUUUUGACAAUAGCUAUAGGCCCGUCCCUCUUUCUCAGCAGUAUAUUGGAAUCACAAUAAAGAAGGCACUGCAGAGGUUCCAGUUAAUGAAUGAUGUCUGUUAUGAGAAGGUAAUGGCAGUGGCAGGAAAGCAUCAGGUUCUUAUAUUUGUUCACUCAAGGAAGGAAACAGCCAAAACAGCUUGUGCAAUUCGAGAUACUGCUCUUGCUAAUGAUACUCUUGGUCGCUUCUUGAAGGAGGACAGUGCAAGUCGUGAGAUUCUCCAAAGUCAUACAGAUAUGGUCAAGAGCAAUGAUCUUAAAAAUCUCUUGCCCUAUGGGUUUGCAAUUCAUCAUGCUGGUUUGACAAGAGGUGAUCGGCAGCUUGUUGAGGAUCUCUUUGCUGAUAAACAUGUACAAGUGUUGGUUUCCACGGCAACUCUUGCGUGGGGUGUAAACUUGCCGGCUCACACUGUGAUUAUCAAAGGUACACAGAUUUACAAUCCAGAAAAGGGGGCAUGGACCGAGCUAAGUCCUCUGGAUGUUAUGCAGAUGCUGGGCCGUGCUGGAAGGCCUCAGUACGAUUCAUAUGGCGAGGGGAUAAUCAUAACUGGCCACAGUGAACUCCAGUACUAUCUUUCGUUGAUGAAUCAACAACUUCCCAUCGAAAGUCAGUUCGUUUCCAAGCUGGCUGAUCAAUUGAAUGCAGAAAUUGUUCUUGGAACUGUACAAAAUGCCAAAGAAGCCUGCAAUUGGAUUGGGUAUACAUAUUUAUACAUUCGCAUGCUUCGAAAUCCCACACUUUAUGGUUUAGCACCCGAUGUUCUCACGAGAGAUAUAACUUUGGAGGAGAGGAGGGCUGAUCUGAUUCAUUCUGCUGCGACCAUCUUGGACCGAAACAAUUUGGUUAAAUAUGACAGAAAAAGUGGAUAUUUCCAGGUCACAGACUUGGGUCGAAUUGCUAGUUAUUACUACAUAAGUCAUGGGACUAUAUCCACUUAUAAUGAGCAUCUGAAACCAACAAUGGGGGACAUAGAGCUGUGUCGGUUGUUCUCGCUCAGUGAAGAAUUCAAAUAUGUGACCGUGAGAGAGGAUGAAAAGGUGGAACUGGUAAAACUUUUGGACCGUGUUCCCAUUCCUAUCAAGGAAAGCGUGGAAGAGCCUAGUGCUAAGAUUAAUGUUCUGCUCCAGGCAUAUAUUUCCCAGUUAAAGCUUGAAGGACUUUCAUUGACAUCAGACAUGGUGUUCAUUACUCAGAGUGCGGGCCGGCUAAUGCGAGCGCUUUUCGAGAUUGUCUUGAAACAAGGAUGGGCACAAUUAGCGGAGAAGGCCUUGAACUUGUGCAAAAUGGUCAGCAAAAGGAUGUGGAGCGUCCAAACACCUCUUCGCCAAUUCAGUGGGAUUCCAAAUGAAAUUCUUAUGAAGAUAGAGAAGAAAGAUCUGGCUUGGGAAAGAUAUUAUGAUCUUUCAUCACAGGAGAUUGGUGAGUUGAUUCGUUACCCCAAGAUGGGGAGAACACUCCACAGGUUCAUCCAUCAGUUCCCGAAAUUAAAUCUUGCGGCGCAUGUUCAGCCAAUUACUCGUAGUGUUUUGAGGGUUGAGCUUAUAAUUACCCCAGAUUUUCAGUGGGAGGACAAAGUUCAUGGUUAUGUGGAGCCUUUUUGGGUCAUUGUGGAGGAUAACGAUGGGGAAAAUAUUCUUCAUAAUGAGUAUUUCAUGCUGAAGAAGCAGUAUAUUGAUGAGGACCACACAUUGAAUUUCACAGUGCCUAUUUCUGAACCCUUGCCCCCUCAGUAUUUCAUUCAUGUUGUGUCAGAUAAAUGGAUUGGUUCGCAAACUGUUUUGCCUGUUUCGUUCAGGCACCUUAUUUUACCUGAAAAGUAUCCUCCCCCAACAGAGCUAUUGGACUUGCAGCCUUUGCCUGUGACAGCAUUAAGAUAUCCAGCGUAUGAAGCUCUUUACCAAGACUUCAAGCACUUUAAUCCUGUCCAGACUCAGGUAUUCACUGUGUUGUAUAAUACAGAUGACAAUGUAUUGGUUGCUGCCCCAACAGGGAGUGGGAAAACCAUAUGUGCGGAGUUCGCCCUACUGCGGAAUCAUCAGAAGGGACCUGACAGUGUUAUGCGUGCUGUGUAUAUUGCUCCUCUUGAAGCUAUUGCCAAGGAACGCUAUCGUGAUUGGGAGAGAAAGUUUGGCAAGGGUCUGGGAUUACGUGUGGUUGAAUUAACUGGGGAAACUACCUUGGACAUGAAACUACUUGAGAGGGGUCAAAUUAUCAUUAGUACUCCGGAGAAAUGGGAUGCUCUGUCCCGCCGUUGGAAGCAAAGGAAGUAUGUUCAGCAGGUUACCCUUUUCAUAAUUGAUGAACUCCACUUGAUCGGAGGUCAAGGUGGACCUGUGUUGGAGGUGAUUGUUUCUAGGAUGAGAUACAUUGCAAGUCAGGUAGAGAAUAAGAUCAGAAUUGUAGCUUUGUCAACUUCUCUUGCAAAUGCGAAGGAUCUUGGUGAAUGGAUUGGGGCGACCUCACAAGGACUUUUCAAUUUCCCGCCAGGUGUUCGGCCGGUUCCCCUGGAAAUACACAUUCAGGGAGUCGAUAUUGCCAAUUUUGAAGCAAGGAUGCAAGCAAUGACAAAACCUACAUACACUGCAGUAGUACAACAUGCCAAGAAUAGAAAGCCGGCCAUUGUGUUUGUUCCUACGAGAAAGCAUGUUCGACUCACUGCUGUGGACCUGAUGACGUAUUCAAAUGUGGAUAGCAUGGAUACACCAGCUUUUCUUUUGCGGUCUUCUGAAGAACUGGAGCCUUUUAUCAGCAGAAUUCAUGAGGAAAUGUUGAGAGAGACUUUACGUCAUGGAGUGGGUUACUUGCAUGAGGGUUUGAGCAGUUUGGAUCAAGAGGUUGUGUCACAGCUAUUUGAAGCGGGGUGGAUUCAGGUUUGUGUUAUGAGCAGUUCAAUGUGUUGGGGAGUGCCAUUGGCAGCACAUUUGGUGGUGGUGAUGGGGACUCAAUAUUAUGAUGGGCGCGAAAAUUCUCACACAGAUUACCCAGUUACAGACUUACUACAGAUGAUGGGCCAUGCCAGUCGACCUCUGCUAGAUGAUUCUGGGAAAUGUGUCAUUCUCUGCCAUGCUCCUCGGAAGGACUACUACAAAAAGUUCUUGUAUGAAGCAUUCCCAGUGGAAAGCCAUUUGCAUCAUUUUCUCCAUGAUAAUUUUAAUGCAGAAGUCGUGGCUGGAGUUAUCGAGAACAAACAGGAUGCUGUUGAUUACCUUACCUGGACUUUUAUGUAUAGGAGGCUCACACAGAAUCCAAACUACUACAACCUACAGGGAGUGAGUCACAGGCAUCUUUCUGAUCAUCUUUCCGAGCUUGUUGAGAACACAUUGAGUGAUUUGGAAGCAAGUAAGUGUCUUGCUGUUGAGGAUGACAUGGACCUUUCUCCUCUGAAUCUCGGGAUGAUAGCAUCUUACUAUUAUAUCAGUUAUACCACUAUUGAGCGUUUCAGUUCUUCUUUAACUUCCAAAACGAAAAUGAAGGGUCUUUUGGAGAUUUUGGCUUCAGCUUCUGAGUAUGCUCAACUCCCCGUUCGACCUGGGGAAGAAGAAGUUGUUCGAAGGCUAAUCAACCACCAGAGAUUUUCCUUUGAAAAUCCUCGAGUCACAGAUCCACAUGUGAAGGCAAAUGCCCUGCUUCAAGCCCACUUCUCAAGGCAGCAUGUUGGGGGGAACUUGGCACUGGACCAAAGAGAAGUUCUCCUCUCUGCCAGUAGAUUGCUUCAAGCACUGGUUGAUGUUAUUUCGAGCAAUGGCUGGCUGAGUCUUGCCCUUCUGGCAAUGGAAUUGAGCCAAAUGGUAACACAAGGCAUGUGGGAGCGGGAUUCCAUGCUUUUGCAACUUCCACACUUCACAAAGGAGUUGGCCAAGAGGUGCCAAGAGAACCCUGGAAAGAAUAUAGAGACUGUGUUUGAUUUGGUGGAGAUGGAGGAUGAUGAGAGGCAUGAACUCUUGCUGAUGACUGAUUCACAGCUACUGGACAUUGCAAAGUUCUGCAACCGUUUUCCAAACAUUGAUAUGUCAUAUGAGGUGCUUGAUGGUCAGAAUGUGAGGGCUGGAGACGAUAUAACAUUGCAGGUCACUCUUGAACGGGAUAUGGAGGGAAGGGCAGAGGUUGGGCCAGUGGAUGCUCCCAGAUAUCCGAAAGCCAAAGAAGAAGGAUGGUGGCUUGUUGUUGGUGAUACCAAGAGCAAUCAGUUGCUAGCGAUCAAGAGGGUGUCCCUUCAGAGGAAGUCAAAGGUGAAGCUUGAGUUUGCUGCUCCUGCUGACGCCGGAAGGAAGUCUUACACGCUCUAUUUCAUGUGUGAUUCAUAUCUGGGUUGUGAUCAGGAAUAUAACAUCACAGUUGAUGUCAAAGAAGCAGGUGGUCCUGAUGAAUACGGUGAUGGAGAGUAGACACUUUAUGGUGGAUUUUCGACCUUUUGGCUGAAAAUUGUGUCGGGGCGUUCUCCUUUUAUUUGCUUUUGUUUUUGCCAUUGUACUUGACGUAUGUUGCUGGUAAAAUGACACUUUUGCUUCCUUCGCUGUGCCU